UGGUUUAUUUUGUAGCGAAGUGCAGCAAUCAGUUAAAAAUAUUAUUUUUACCUAACACAAGGAAUACACUCACCCCCUUACCAAGUACCCCGUGCAUCUAUAUCGACUUGGGAUCUUGAAGACGUUCAUAGAGGGUCUGUGAAAACUCACUUCUUUGGUGCAUAGAAUCGAACAUCUGCUGGGCCAUAGUAAAAGGAGGGCACCAUGGAUGUUGAUUCACAGCAGACUAUGGAGGAAACUAUCCUGGUGGGUGAUGAUCUGAUGAUGGGCCCACCAUCACCAGUCAUUCCACCUGAAAUAGCGUCUCAUGUACUCGAAGGUGUUGAUCUCUGUGACGGAAUCUUGAGGAAUCUGUUCCUGUGCUUACAAAUCAAUGAUAUCGAGCCAUUCUGUCAGGAUGAGAUUGCUUUAUAUCGGCAAUGUGCAGAGAGAAGGGAUAAGGAGCUCCGGCAACGGCUUCAAGAUAGUGAACAGAAAUUAGGGAUGUCAAUGCCUCUAGAUCAAGCAAAAGAAAGAGCCACUCAACUAGAAUCAGAAGCCACAUCACUGGAGAGGCGCUUGAUUUUGGCAAGUGGACUUGAAGGUAUGGAAGGUUUUCGGCAGCGAUGGAGUCUACAUGGUCGCCUAACUGAUACCAAGAGAAGGCUGGAGGCCCUGAAGGGGGGAAUGGACAACAGGAAGAAGGAUGAGCCAGCUGAAAAUGUCCCUACCAAGAAAAGAUGGUUCUUCUGGUGAAAACAAUGGUUACAGGGUCGGUUAUAUUACUCUCACCAUCCAACAAAUUGUUUCUAUUGUACUUUUUUUUUUAUUGCCAAUGCUGUUCCUUUCUUGCUCCUUGUUUUCUUCCUUUUUGAGAAAGGGGAUUUGAGCCUUUUUUUUUUUACUGGUAGAGAACCUCACGCUUAAAUAUGUAUACUGUAGUUCGAUAAUGCAGGAAUGAAGUAGCUCAUGUGUUUAGUGUUAAAAGUGUGUUCUUAGAGGAUUUCGGAGGGGG
Messenger RNA from Lycium ferocissimum, 994 nucleotides. RefSeq lists its product as uncharacterized. Lineage: Eukaryota; Viridiplantae; Streptophyta; Magnoliopsida; Solanales; Solanaceae. Bases 205 to 735 code for a protein of 176 amino acids. The record is from RefSeq and is a predicted model, not a curated record. The transcript is spliced from 6 exons.